Molecule: messenger RNA, 1917 nt
Organism: Brassica oleracea var. oleracea
Lineage: Eukaryota; Viridiplantae; Streptophyta; Magnoliopsida; Brassicales; Brassicaceae
Product: rop guanine nucleotide exchange factor 6
Exons: 7
Coding region: 167-1885 (572 amino acids)
Molecular function (GO): guanyl-nucleotide exchange factor activity
Source: RefSeq, a predicted model, not a curated record
GCAAAAUUCAAAAACAUAUUAAUAAGACAGAACAAAAAAAACAACAGAAACAAUUGUAAUAACCAUAGAUCUCGAUGGACCACAACAAUAACUACUAGUUUGAUCUCUCUCCUUCCUUAUACAUUUUCUGGGUUUCUAAAAAAGUUUCGAUCUUUGUUAGCAAAAAAUGGAGAGUAGCUGUAUUGGGUCUGAAGGAUCUAAACGAUACGGUGAGAGCAAACGAAUCGUUGCUGACUCAGUGACCGAGUCAACAACUGAUUCGAGCCUUAGCAGCUCUAGCUGCGGUGCUGGAUCGAGCUCCGGGAGAUCUGUAUCUUCGCAGUCUUCUCCUCCGACGAAAUCGCAGCUCCUUGGAUGGCCGUUAGGGCAAGGCUCGUGGAGGAAGAGUUCAGGGAAGAAGAUGACGAAGAAAACUCCGACCAAAGUCGACACCUUUGGGUUCAAGAGAAUCGGAACCGAGACUUCUGAAGUUGAGUUGUUGAAAGAGAGGAUGGCGAAGCUUCUGCUUGGUGAAGACAUGUCAGGAUCUGGUGAAGGAGUUUGUCCUGCUUUAGCCAUCUCAAACGCUAUUACCAAUCUCUACGCUGCGAUUCUGGGGCAACAAUGGAGGCUAGAGCCAUUACCUAGUGAGAAGAAAACAAUGUGGAGAAGAGAAGUCGAAGUUCUUCUCUCUGUUAGUGAUCACAUUGUUGAAUUGGUGCCUUCCUUUCAAAACAUCCCCAAUGGAAGCAAGAUUGAGGUGAUGAACUGCAGACCAAGAUCAGAUCUAUCUACUUGUCUCCCCGCUCUAAGGAAGCUAGACAAUAUGCUUAUUGAGAUAUUAGAUAGCUUUGAUGGAACAGAGUUCUGGUACGUUGAUCAAGGAGUUGUAGCUUCUGAAUCCGCAAGGUCCAACUCUUUCCGUGAAGAUGGAGACAAAUGGUGGCUCCCUCUGCCACGUGUACCAUCAGAUGGACUCUCCGAGCAAACCAGGAAGAAGCUAGACCACACUCGAGAUUUCACUAACCAAAUCUUAAAAGCUUGUAUGUCAAUCAACAGCAUUGCUUUAGCUGACAUGGAAGUUCCACAAGCAUACCUUGAAGCUCUUCCAAAGAACGGGAGAUCAUGUCUUGGUGAUUUUCUUUAUAGAAACAUCACAUCAGAUAACUUCUCAGCGGAUUACUUGCUUGAGUCAAUAGAUCUUUCAUCUGAGCAUGCGGUUGUGGAGAUGGCGAAUCGAGUAGAAGCAUCAAUGUAUAUCUGGAGGAGAAGAGCUCAUUCAAGGCAUUUGAUUUCACUGUAUCGAUCCACGGGUGCAAAACCCACUUGGGGGAUGAUAGUGAGGGAGAUGAUGAUGAAUCAAAACGAUGGUGACAAGAGGCAGAUAUUUGCAGUUAGAGCUGAAAGCUUAUUGAUCAGCCUCAAGCAACGUUUCCCUGGACUUAGACAAACAGCUUUGGACACAAGCAAGAUCCAGUUCAACAAGGAUGUAGGAAAGUCUAUACUUGAGAGCUACUCAAGGGUACUAGAGAGUUUAGCUUAUAGUAUUGGUGUACGCAUAGAGGAAGUGUUGUACAUGGAUGACAUCAGCAAAGAAGAUCAUGAUGAUUCUUGUUCAGACAAGUUGAGGUUGUUGUCUAAAGAAGAUGCAUCAAGUAGGUCAGCAGGUUCAUUAAGGAAGAGACUUUCGGUUCCAUCUUUGUUCUCUGUGUCAUUCUCAGGCACAUCAACUCCUUACAGAACUCCAUCAUUCUCUGCAUCGACUCCAACUUACUCACCAAUGCCAUUGAUAAGCCCCAUCAGUGGAGGAGGAGGAGAAAGAGCUCCGUUUCUCUCUAGGAGGAACAUUAGAGAACGUUGUGGAUUUGGUCCAAAGAAAGCGUUGGCUAACUAUCUCCGGGGUUGAAUCUGAAGAAUCUGAGUUUUUAUUUUAUUAUG